Molecule: messenger RNA, 2531 nt
Organism: Liolophura sinensis
Lineage: Eukaryota; Metazoa; Mollusca; Polyplacophora; Chitonida; Chitonidae
Product: arylacetamide deacetylase-like
Exons: 7
Coding region: 337-1554 (405 amino acids)
Cellular component (GO): membrane
Molecular function (GO): carboxylic ester hydrolase activity
Source: RefSeq, a predicted model, not a curated record
UGCGAGACUACGGUAGGCCUACAAAUUGUUUUCGCGCUGAGGACCAAAUGAUGGUUAAUACAUAUGGCCAGUAGAACUGCCAAUGAUUUGGUCAUGACCUAAAUCGAGAGAAAAGUUUGUUUUACCUAAAGACAGGUCAGCAAAAACCUAAUCACUGCGAUAACUCGAUGGAAGUCCACGGCAGGCCCAUGAAAGUCCACGGAGAUAGGCGUGAGACUAGUACACCGACAUAUAAAGAUCGACCUACAUGUACGUAAUCUUAAAUCGCCGGAUAGGUCUGUCAAAAACUCCAACCGCAGGAUCAAAUGUACUUGAAUCAGUCACCUCUGCCGGAGUAUGGGGAACAGGAAGAUUGUGUUGGCUGCAUUGGUCUUAGCCCUGGGGUAUUCGCUCUAUCACCCACUCCCUGAUGGCAUCGCCGAGCCGUGGAAACUCCGGUUGUUGCUUCUGAACACCAAAUUCUUCCGUACUUUUGGAUAUAUUGGAAGCCUCCUGGGUAUAGCCACUGAUCUGAACAUCAUUCGAGCAGGGGCCGAGUUUUCACUCGCUGACAGAUUCCGUGAUCCCAGAGUGACGGUGGAAGAUAGAACAUUUGAUAUUCAUGGUGCUUACGAAAUAAAGGCACGAGUCUAUCGUCCCAAGACUCAGAGAGACGAAGCACUGCCGUGCCUUGUGUACUUCCACGGGGGCGGAUUUGUAUUUAUGAGCGUGGCUUCCCACGAUGCGCUCACCAGCUACAUCUCCGCGGAGGCUGGCAUCGUAGUCAUUUCCGUCGAGUAUAGACUGGCCCCUGAACAUGUAUUCCCAGCAGCUGUGAACGAUUGCCACAUGGCAACUAGACGGAUCAUCGAGAAUGCAGCGAAGCUGAGAGUCGACGUCGACAGAAUAGGAGUGGCAGGAGACAGCGCUGGAGGGAAUCUUGCUGCUGUCGUGUCAUUGGCUCUUCGACAAGACAAGUCUCUCAACCAACAAAUCAAAUUUCAAGGUCUUCUGUAUCCAGCACUUCAAAGUUUCGACUUCCGGUUGCCGUCAUACCAGACUUGUAGCGACGUCAUUCCUGAUAUCCUUUCUGCGAGGCGUAUGGUCGAAUUUUGGCUGUAUUAUUUUCAAGGUCGUCUCGAUAAUAUUGAGAAAGUUUUGAAAAACCAACACAUAUCUGAGUGGAUCAGGCGUUCAAGGUAUGCCGAUUACGUCAAUCCAGAAUAUUUACCAGGCAAAUAUCGUUCAGUUCGACCCCCCAACGCGCCUCCAGACCCUGCCCUAUCGGUACAGUUCAACACGUUCUUGAGAGACGAAAUGGCUAAUCCAUUGAUGGCCGACUCGUUGGAAGGCCUGCCCCCAACGUUUAUCUUAACAGGCGAGUAUGACGUGUUACGCGAUGAAGGCUUCCUGUACGCCCGUCGUCUAAGAAACGGAGGUGUAGCUGUGACACACCGCCAUUACGACAGCGGAUAUCACGGCUUUCUAUCCCUCCUUAACACGCCUGUGGAGCCGGCCAUAACUCGUCAAGCCUUAGCAGACUUCAUCGGCUUUAUGAAAUCAAAUGGAUUCUAAGGAUUGUCAUGAUACAACUUUACAUACAGGCCCGCGGCAAGGCAAUGAGGAACUGUUCUCGUACAUUUCCCUCGUGUACAUUUCUUACUUGCCGCUUGUAUUAAACCCUAUACGUACACGUUCCAAAGACAAUCCUAACUUUUCAAGCAACCCUAAUCUUCUCAAACUACCAUUCUUCUUAGCGGACAAUGGCAUGUAUGAAGACGUCAUCAUUUGUAUUUUUGCCGAAAACUUUUCGACUGCUGGGAAGACAAAUUUUUAUACAAUGAUUAUAUCUAAUCGCCGCAAAGACACAGCUUUGAGACGUUUGUCUGGGAACUUUUUCAGUGUGGUUAGCAGCACUAAUACUAAUCAAUCUACACCAGCGACCUUUCCAAAUAAACUUGAUUCAGCAACCUCACAAUCCCCUCCCCAGCCCAUCAUCGUAUACACUAAAAGCUAUGAUAAACUACAUACGAAUAUCCAUGGAGGUAGUCUUAUUUCAAAUCUGAUGUUUAGUUAUACAGCGUAAGUCGAGGUCCCUGGAGGUGCUCAGGAGGUGCUCAGGAGACAGUUUGGAGCGGCAUAUAGGAAAGUGAGUAUGAUGGACGACCUAUUACUAUAAGACACUUCUGAUACCUUUUCAAAGGACACAGGCUUUGUUGUAUAUCCUUGAACAACAAUCACUUAAUAGAUCAAACGACGAACGCUGUUGUGACAAUAAACCAUCCACCAAGACCAGAAUCCGAAUUAGGUCUCUGAGCUGAAAAGAAUUAAGACUUCAACCCUCUAGCCCAGACUGGCGACCAACCUAUAGAGCUCGCCCGUAUAAGAAGCAUAAUUCAUCGUCUUUCAAAUCAUUGUUCAUUUUUGUUUUCCGGUUUCCGGUGAUAAGCAUGGCCCUGCUAUGGCUGAAGUAUGGCCAAUAUGGCGUGAAGUCAUUCGUUCCAUUCUCGCGAGAAUGCGAUUACUAACAGGUUACCUUGGACGCGAAGUAA